Messenger RNA from Xenopus tropicalis (tropical clawed frog), 2277 nucleotides. RefSeq names its product megakaryocyte-associated tyrosine kinase (gene matk). Lineage: Eukaryota; Metazoa; Chordata; Amphibia; Anura; Pipidae. The record is from RefSeq and is a predicted model, not a curated record. Bases 63 to 1394 code for a protein of 443 amino acids. Gene Ontology annotation, cellular component: cytoplasm; membrane. The transcript has 12 exons. Gene Ontology annotation, molecular function: transferase activity; ATP binding; kinase activity.
UCUCUAACUUCAGGGACACAACAUAAAUUCACUUCAAAGGACUACUGUACGAAGGAUUCCCAAUGUCUGACAAAUCUUUUCUUCCUGGAGCACAGUGUAUUACAAAGACAGAUCAUACCAAACCAAAACCAAAAGAGCUAGCAUUUCAUAAAGGAGAUUUGGUAACUAUAGUCAGUACCUGUCAGGAAAAAGGUUGGUACUAUGCCCAUCAUGAUGGCAGUGGUAUGGAAGGUUUAAUCUGGUCUGGUGCAGUGCGUGAACGGCCCCCCAUCAAAGUGGAUGCAAAACUUAGCGUAAUGCCAUGGUUCCAUGGGGCAAUAACAGGAGUUCAGGCUGUACAACAGCUUCAGCCCAAGGAAAAUGGUUUAUUCCUGGUUAGAGAAUCAGUGCGGCACCCAGGAGACUAUGUACUGUGUGUGUGUUUCAAAGAUGAGGUCACCCACUAUCGAAUUUCUAAUCAGGGUGGAAAACUGAACAUUGACCUUACACAGAACUUCAACAACCUGAUGGACAUGAUAGAGUAUUACUCUGCUCAUCAAGGGGUCCUCACCACAAGGCUUAUAAAACCCAAAUGCAAACAGGGGAUGAUAUCAGCAGAACAGAAACUUGCAAAGGCUGGGUGGUUGCUAAAUUUUCAGAAUUUAACACUGGGAAAGAAGAUUGGAGAAGGAGAGUUUGGUGAUGUCCUGCAGGGGGAAUACAUGGGUCGUCCUGUAGCCAUUAAAAACAUUAAAUGUGACAUGACUGCACAAAAUUUUCUUUCAGAAACAGCCACAAUGACUAAACUUCAGCACAAAAACUUAGUGAAUCUGCUGGGGGUCAUUCUCAAAAAUGGGUUACUGCUGGUGAUGGAAUUGAUGAGCAAGGGAAACCUUGUAAAUUAUCUACGGUCCAGAGGAAGAAGUAUGGUACCUCCCUAUCAACUCCUUAUCUUCUCCAUGGAUAUUGUUCAAGGAAUGGAGUACCUGGAACUAAAACGGCUUGUGCAUCGGGACCUGGCUGCCCGAAAUAUUCUGGUAUCGGAAAAAGGAGAAGCCAAGAUAAGUGAUUUUGGUUUGUCUAAGCCACAGCUACAGCAAGAUGACCUCAGCAGGCUUCCCAUUAAAUGGACUGCACCAGAGGCACUGCAGAAUUAUAAAUUCUCUUCCCGCUCAGAUGUAUGGAGCUUUGGUGUGCUCCUGUGGGAGGUGUAUUCCUAUGGACGGGCACCAUACCCCAAAAUGUCAGUACGAGAAGUGAUUGAAGCAGUGAAGAAGGGAUACCGAAUGGAGGCUCCAGAAAACUGCCCACCAAUGAUAUACAGCAUUAUGAAAAGUUGCUGGGAAGCUGAUCCAGGAAAACGGCCCACUUUCAAGAAGCUAAAAGAAAAACUGGAAACAAUGAUGGGAGAUUAAAUAGGUGCACACGCUGCCUUUUCCCAGCUGUCUGGCUUAUGAGCCCAUAUUCUGAAAACCUGGAUCACAAGGAGUCUGUGGAGGGGUGGCUCUGCUGCUACUUCCAGGUUUACUAAUGUCUCCACAUGCAUUAAUGAAAAUCAUAAGAUAACCAGAUUUUCAAUACUGAUUAACCAGAUUAAACAUUAAUUUUAGUCAAAAUUAUAGUCUGAGGGACUCAUAAAGCGAACAAUGAUUACAUUUGGAAAAGAACAUCACACUUAGGGCAGUGGCACACAGGGAGACUACGGCAGAUGACUAAUCUCCCCGAUAUGCCAUCCCACCAGCAAGAAUGUAAAUCGCCGGUGGGAUGGCAUAUGCUUCGUUUCAGUUUCCCGAAGUCGCCCGAAGUGUUUACAUCCUUGCCUGUGGGAUGGCUUGUUGGGGGAAAUUAGUCGCCCGCAGUAGUGAAGAUUUAUUGCAGGCAACUAAUGUCUCCGCGUGCCACUAACCCUUUUCUUUUUACAGUCAUCCUCAAUGCCAGUACAAGCAAAUCACAAGCAGAUGGUCAACAGCAAGUUGAAGUUUUACAUUUUGCCUAAUGCAAGACAAUGUAAUUCUAAGCAAAUUUUUGCAAAGACAAUGUAAUUCUCAUCAAAUUUUCAAUUAUACAUUCAUUAAUAACCUGAAACUGUUUUAAUGUUAUUUGUAAAUAUAUUUUGAUAAAUAUGAAAAAUCAGAUUUUUUUUUUUUAAUUUUAAAUUUUUAUUGAAACAAUACAAAAAGAAGAAAACAAUAGCAAUCAUGAAAGCAUAAAUAUAGUGUUGAAAAAUAAAAUUUUACAAUAUUGUUGUCAAAUUCUGGUUAUUUUCUAUUACCAUAAUACUUCUUUAAGGGGGAUUGC